CUUCUUUAAGCAAAAUCCAUUAAAAGCUUUGCUCAAUUUUCUUGCAAGUAACAUUAGCAAAAAUGGAAAUCCAAAUCGUUUCUGAAGAAAUCAUCAAGCCAUCUUCACCAACACCAAGCCAUUUAAGAACUCAUAAACUUUGCCUUCUGGAGCAACUGGUUCCUCCCCAUGUUCACUUCCCCUUCAUUUUCUUUUACUCACGAGCAACCAAAGAUCCCAUCGAAACUUCCGCUGGACUCAAACACUCCCUCUCACAAACGUUGACUCACUACUACCCUUUUGCAGGGCGAUUGAAAGAUCGUUCUUUUAUUGAUUGUGAUGAUUCUGGUGCCACAUUUAUUGAAGCUCAAGUAGCUGGGAACAUGUCUGAGGUGCUUAAACAACCGGAGAUGGAUUUGCUAGAGCAGCUGCUACCAUUCAAACUGGAUGAAAAGUUGAGUACUUUAGUGGUUGUUCAGGUGAGUUACUUUGGCUGUGGCGGCUUGGCCAUUGGUGUUUGUUUUAGUCAUGUUGUUGCUGAUGCAACAGCUGCGGCAAACUUUGUUAAUAACUGGGCUGCAGUUGCUUCUUUUGGUUCCAUUAAUGUUGAAGAUUUAAUUUUUGAUUGCACCUCAAUCUUCCCUCCGCAAGAUGUAUUAGGCUUAACCGACAGUCUCUGCGAAAAACAUGUUUCCUAUGAAGAAGUUAUAACUAAAAGGUUUAUGUUUGAUGCCACUAAGAUUGCUGCUUUGAGAGAAGAAAUAGGCAAUGUAGGAAGUUUGGAUUGUCCAACGAGAGUUGAGGCUGUGUCAACGCUUAUUUUGAGUGCUGUGAUAGCUGCUGCGGCAAGAGAAACAAAUGAGUUGACUUCUUCAUUUUUGGCAGCUUCAAUUCCUGUGAAUCUGAGAAAGAGAAUGAAUCCACCUUUGCCAGAAGAAUGUAUUGGUAACAUCUGCACAACAACAACAGUAAUGUGUCCAAUGAAUCAGAGAAUUGACUAUAAGAGUUUAGCGAAAAAGGUUCACGAAUCCAUAAGGAUGAUGGAUGAUAAGUUUGUGAGGAAUGUUUAUGGAGGUGGCGAGUUCUUGAAUUUCUUGAAGAAUGCAGUUGAAGGGUUAUCUAAGAACAGGUUAUUUUGGAAUAGUAGUUGGUGUAAACUUCCAUUAUAUGAAGCUGAUUUUGGCUGGGGAAAGCCCAAAUGGGUAGCCACUAUUCUGAGAGAUGAUAAAGUUGCAAUGCUCUUGGACACUUGCGAUGGUGAAGGAAUAGAAGUAUGGAUGGGAUUGUCCAAGGAAGACAUGGCCAAAUUUGAGCAAGAUCCUGGCAUCCUUGCUUAUUCUUCUGUUAGUCCAAGUCCCUUUUGAGAUUUGAAUAAUGGGAAUUUUUUU
This is a messenger RNA of Pistacia vera, 1367 nucleotides long. RefSeq names its product stemmadenine O-acetyltransferase-like. Bases 63 to 1343 code for a protein of 426 amino acids. The transcript has a single exon. The record is from RefSeq and is a predicted model, not a curated record. NCBI's taxonomy places the organism in Eukaryota, Viridiplantae, Streptophyta, Magnoliopsida, Sapindales, Anacardiaceae.